Struthio camelus australis is the source of this 2771-nucleotide messenger RNA. NCBI's taxonomy places the organism in Eukaryota, Metazoa, Chordata, Aves, Struthioniformes, Struthionidae. The record is from RefSeq and is a predicted model, not a curated record.
UAGGCAAUCCCAUCUGUAUCAUCUCUUGGAAAUGUUGCUGAUUGCUACCUAGUAACUUAGGUGGACAGCUUUGAAAUGUAUAGCCUAAGUUUUGCUGUUCAUUGUGCAAACUAUUCUUUUUUGUCACAAUCAGCUCCUUUUUUUGCACGCAUAUAUUGUUUUCUGUAUAUAUGCUAUUUAGAUUUAACUCUCUUCUAAGACUUUCAGCUUGUCUGAAAAACAACAAAGUUUAUAACUAUUUUGAAGCUAUAAUUAACAUUCCUUAAAAGAAAAACUUAAUAUAGCAAAGACUGUGGAAAGUAAUUACCUACCGUAUUUUUUGUUUUCCAGCCAUUUUUUGCCUUUUUUUUUCCUUUGGAUCUCUCUACAGAUUGUUAGAAACUAAGAUAUGUUUUCUUACCUCAUCAUUUUUUAGAAUCAUGUCAUGGAAGUUUUUACAUCAAAAAAAAGAAUUAGACAGGAUAAAAAUAUAUAGUACACAGUAUUAAUUUUAUGAGAAUUUUUUUGCCUAGGUGCUUGAAAUUCAAUAGGAGAACGUUCUUAUCUUUGGAAUUUACUUCUAAGAUUUUUUUUCUUGAACUCCCUUCUCUAUUGUACAGUAUUAUUUUUGCUCUUAAAUAUCUGACGUAACAGUGUAGCUAGUCUAUUAUCAUUUUUUCUUAAAAUAUUCUGGUUAGAAAUUUUCUGAAAGGUACCUAAUGCUAACAAAAAAUCCCUAUUGUGCUCUGUAUUGUUCUCUGUGAUGUUUUUGGAGUAAGUCUUGAAGGGGACAUAAUCUAAAACUCUUGACAGCCACUGGUACAAGGUAUUUUUUCCUGUAGUUCUCAUAACUUCUCUUUCUCUCCACGUUUGGAGUUGUUGUUUGGGGGUUUUUUCCUACUUCUUUUUUUUCCAAAGUAGGGGAAGAAAAUGCUAUUCUGUCCUUCCCUUUUCAGGAGCAUUGAAAACCUCGGGAUAAUUUCAUGCUUCCUCAGUUAGGUCCCACCUGGCUUCUACUUUAUCCACAGAGAAUAUGGAGGGGUUCUUUACAUCAAAGCAGAAUCAUUACCUUAAAUUUUUAGAGGUAUCCUUCGGUUACUUUCUCACAAGCUUUUCAGUAGACAUUGCCCUUUGAAGGAAUAUAAACUUUUUUAGAGGUCACCUGCUUCAUCGAGUCCCAACUCUUGUCUCGUUUUUGCCACCAUCCAGUGUGCUCGCUUCUGGAGAGAAUAGACGAGGCAGUAGGUGCAGGCAAGUUAGAUGACAGAGUAUAUGUUUCUACCCCUUGUUGUUUGAAAAGUGAUAUUCUGGAAGGGACAGAAUUAUUCCAUAAUGCAAAAUGAACUUGGAGAGAGGAUAGACUAAAUGACAUGCUUGGUUUUGUUCUCAUUAUGUCUUUCAGUUGCAGUGUGUAUUUUCUUACCAUUCUGUUAUGAAUGGCUUUAAUUAUAUCUAAGUAGAUAUUACUUGCCCAAAGGAUGGGCUCACUGUCUGUGUAGCUUGAUUUUCUGACUUCUGUCCUCAGCAUUGUACUGUGGCCUGAGACCAGCAAUCAUUUCAUGUCUUUUUAAGCGUUUACAUAUUUUCAAGUAAGUACUUUCUUUAUGUUCCAAGUUUUUAGUGUGAAAGGGUUACAAUCUAAAAACAACAACAACAAACAAGCAAACAAAAAACCGGAGGAGGAUGCUGAAGUGGAGGGGAUGCAGUAUAAGACACUAAGAACGUUUCAUCAUGGAAUCCGAGUUGAUGCCAUAGCAUGGAGUCCAGAAACUAGACUUGAUGCUUUACCUCCCCAGUUAAGAUUUGGUACUGCAGCUUCUGAUAGGAAGAUAAGGCUAUUUACUUCAGACCUUCAGGAUAAGAAUGAAUAUAAGACAUUUGAUGGCCACUCAGAUUACAUUAAUGAUCUGGUGUUUGCUCCCAAAGAAGGUCAGGAAGUUGCAAGUGUGAGUGACGAUCAUACCUGCAGGGUCUGGGAUUUGGAAGGAAAUGAGAAGGCCCAUUUUGUUUUGCGUUCUCCUGGAAUGAGUGUUUGCUGGCAUCCUGAGGAGGCUUUUAAAUUGAUGGUAGCAGAGAAGAAUGGAACGAUACGAUUCUAUGACCUGAUUACCCAGCAGGCCAUUCUGUCUCUGGAGUGUGAACAAACGCCACUGAUGUCAGCCGACUGGUGUUUAAAGAAUCCUCUUAAAAUUGGAGCUGUUGCUGGAAGUGAUUGGCUAAUCUGGGACAUCGCUCGCUCCAGUUAUCCACAGGAUAAGAGACCUGUCCAUGUGGAUCGAGCCCGAUUAUUCAGAUGGUCCCGAGUGAAUGAAAAUUUGUUUGCAACCACUGGCUAUCCAGGAAAGACAACUACUCAACUCCUGGUUCAUCAUUUAGGACAUCCCCAGCCCAUUCUUAUUGGCACUGCAGCUGUAGGAUCUGGUUUGACAUGGCACAGAACUCUUCCAUUAUGUGCAGUUGGAGGAGAUCAUAAAAUUUUCUUUUGGGUGACUGAAAUGUAAAAUAAACAUUUGUUUUGAUUAUUAAACUUUACACCAUAAUGUCCUUUCUGCAGUAAAACAUAAAGGAAUUUACUCUUUGUACUGAUAUUUAUUCACCAAGAGAACAAAAGAACGAAAAGUACAAAAACUUUUGUGUUUGAUUUUUAGGUUGUGAAUAUAACAGUUCAUAAAAUCAGAUAUCAUGCACCUGGUACUUGCUUAUUCUUCCUUAAAAUAAAAUGUACAAAGCUUUUUUUUUUUAACAUUGUGUUUGGCAUGAAAUGAAUUUUUAAGAGGGGUUUUGGUGGUGUU